UUAGAGCCUUAACAGACUCCGUAGUUAUUUACAUCAUGGUGGCAUCCAAAGGACAAGUUGGUUAAUGUAGCCAAAACACGGCAGGCAAUUCGACUAUUUAAAAUGAAGCAACAGUAAUUACUUUUUCAGCAUUUCAGGAAGCGAACAGUGCAAAAUGGGUUUGUUAUGGCUACUGUCUGGUGCCACGUGUAACCGCUCGUGUUUUAUCACUCAACGAAUCUUAAAUGUUGCACAAUUGAGGACUCUCAGGACAACCGCGAAGAAUCACUUGAAGCAACAAGAACGACCCAAGUGGAUGUGUAACUCUUCGAUUUACAUACCACAGACCUUGCCACCAUGUCAGCCUUAUCCUAGAUGUCUAAUGGGUCGAUGGAUAACAUUGAGAAGCGUGUGUCAGUUAAAUAUAAGGCAACUGUGCACCUGGUCGAGAAAGGGUCAUGGACGAUGGAUUGACACCGUCAGUAACGACUUAAGAAAGGGACUUUCCACCUUUUCCACAAACACAGCUGUUGCCAAAGACGUUGUCUUGUUUGAGCAUGAUCGAACCAGAUUCUUUAGAUUUCUAGCUCUCUUCUGUGGGGGGCAGUUACUUUUCUGGACAUAUUUAGCCCAUUUUGCCUUCACUGGGUUGCGAGACACGCGGGGGGGCGGUAGUGAGGCAAGGAAGGUUAGAACUGAACUAGGAGGAUGGUUUAGUUUCGAUAUGAAUUUAGGAUCGAAUGCGUGGAGGUUUGGAUUUACCGUAGGAUGUAUUACGAUAGGUGCUGGAAUAGUUGGACUGGGCCUUCUGUUCUCCCGUCGCUCCGUCAGCCGCGUGAUUCUGCACCGCGGUGGCGGGAUGGUGACCGUGUGCACGCAGUCACCCCUGGGGCCUAGUAAAGGCAGAAGCAUGACCAUGCCUCUGUCUCAGCUGGCCUGCCACGCGCACAGGCACGAGUCCCCUUCUUUCAUCCCCCUCAAGGUCAAAGGUCACCAAUUCUACUUCCUGUUGGACAAGGAGGGGAAAAUCAACAAUGUGAAACUUUUUGACGUCACUGUUGGAGCAUACAGACCUCUUUGAAAGUUGAAUAUAUGCUUUUGUGACCCCCAAAAGACUACAGGCCGAUACUGAAAGUGUGAGGGUACACUUUUAUAACUCAGAUGCAGCCUGCGGAACACAAUAUUUGGUCUUUUGAGAAUUGUUAUCUGUAUCUUGUGGUCAUGUGUCUGUUGGUGUGUCAUCAUCCUAAAAUAAAACUGUUGGUUUUGAUGAUGCUGCAAGACACACAGGUAAAUGCAAGAAAUGGCAUUAAUCUCUGUCUUCUUUUUUAAUCUUAUUCAGAACAGACAGAAGUGUCGUAUGAGUUGAUUGGGCAGUUUUUGCAACAAAUGGUGUCUAGUGGUAAUGUUGCUUAAAUUUACCCCACAACUACACUCUUUUCAACAGUCUCUUAAAAUCAUCAUGGUAGGUAUGAGGUACUAUGAGCCUGAGGUUUGGUUAGUAUGUAACAAUAUGUAACCUACUUGCAUGAUAAGUACACUGUAUUAAAAUCCUCAAUUACCCAGCUGA
This is a messenger RNA of Clupea harengus (Atlantic herring), 1549 nucleotides long. It is a transcript of the gene tmem223, whose product is annotated as transmembrane protein 223. The record is from RefSeq and is a predicted model, not a curated record. NCBI's taxonomy places the organism in Eukaryota, Metazoa, Chordata, Actinopteri, Clupeiformes, Clupeidae. Gene Ontology annotation, cellular component: mitochondrion. Gene Ontology annotation, biological process: nervous system development.